CUCCGGCCUCCCGGGCUGCUUUCCACCAUGUGCGCCAACGUCGUUUACGAAUGGUUGAAGACCCUGAAACUCACCCAGUACGCCGAGUCUUUUGUGGAUAAUGGCUAUGACGACCUGGAGGUGUGCAAGCAAAUCGGGGAGCCGGACCUGGAUGCUAUUGGGGUGUCGCUGCCCCAGCACAGGCGGCGUCUCCACGAAGCGGUGCGGAGGCUGAAGGAGGAAGACGAGACCACUGCCGGCCUCUACUUCACCUUGGAGCCGCAGCCCUCUCGCCGGGGUUCGCCGGGAUCUGAUAGCUACACCGGCCGCCUGCUGGAGCCGCGCGAAGCCAAGACGUGGAAGGACCCACCUCGGCAGACGCCCCCGCUGGGUCAUUCUUGGGGGGCGUCGCGGAAAAUGGAACUCAACUCCAAGGAGUUGAUCACUUACCCCAAACUCAGACUGAAAAUCAUGAUUAGGGAUAAACUCAUCCGGGACGGCAUCACACUCAGCAAGCCCCCUUAUUCCAGCAAGUUACUCUUGAACUGGGAGCUUGCAUCCAGUUUCUGUACAUGCUUAUUCACAAGUAAGUGGCACUGCAAUGAAAGUGAUUGCCAAGAAAGCACAGGUAUCACUCAAGUUUGUUCUUUUAUGGACAAAGCACCUGUGUUAAGUGAUCUAAAUGAGGCACUGUAUCUACUGACAAUCAGUGUCAAGCUCUGA
Molecule: messenger RNA, 702 nt
Organism: Thamnophis elegans (Western terrestrial garter snake)
Lineage: Eukaryota; Metazoa; Chordata; Lepidosauria; Squamata; Natricidae
Gene: SAMD5
Product: sterile alpha motif domain containing 5
Exons: 2
Coding region: 28-702 (224 amino acids)
Molecular function (GO): protein binding
Source: RefSeq, a predicted model, not a curated record